Molecule: messenger RNA, 1257 nt
Organism: Sphenostylis stenocarpa
Lineage: Eukaryota; Viridiplantae; Streptophyta; Magnoliopsida; Fabales; Fabaceae
Source: the annotation of a GenBank genome assembly
AUGGGAAGCAAAGGCCGCAUGCCGCCUCCACCGCACCUGCGGCGGUCGAUUCCCCCGGGUCCCGCCGCGAUGCCACACCCGCUCGCGGCGCCGUUCGAUCUACUCCCGCCGCCGCAGGUGAUGGAGCAGAAGCUAGCGUCGCAGCACGCGGAGAUGCAGCGUCUAGCGACGGAGAACCAGCGCCUCGCCGCGACGCACAGCGCGCUACGGCAGGAGCUGGCGGCGGCGCAGCACGAGCUGCAGAUGCUGCACGCGCACGUGGCGGCACUGAAGGGGGAGCGGGAGCAGCAGGUGCGCGCGCAGCUGGAGAAGAUCGCGAAGAUGGAGAGCGAGGCGCAGGGCAUAGAGGGCGUGAAGCUGGAGCUGCAGCAGGCGCGUGGCGAGGCGCAGAACCUUGUUUUGUCGAGGGAUGAACUUGUUUCAAAAGCACAGCACUUGACUCAAGAGCUGCAGAGGGCCCAUGCUGAUGUUGUUCAGAUACCUGCGCUUAUCUCUGAGCUUGAAUGCCUCAGACAGGAGUAUCAGCAUUGCAGGGCCACUUUUGACUAUGAAAAAAAACUAUACAAUGAUCACCUUGAGUCACUUCAGGUGAUGGAAAAGAACUAUGUUUCUAUGAGUAGGGAAGUGGAAAAACUUCGAGCAGAGCUUACAAACACUGCUAAUGUGGAUCGGAGAAGUAGUGGGCCAUAUGGUGGCACCUCUGGUACUAAUGAGAAUGAGGCUUCUGGUCUUCCUGUGGGACAAAAUGCUUAUGAAGAUGGUUAUUCUGUUAUGCAGGGACGUGGUCCCCUACCUGCAGCCAGUGCGGGUGGUGGCAGUGCUACUACACUUGCUUCUGCAGGAGCUCAACCUGGUCCAGCUCCUGCAGUUACUGGUUAUGAUGCUUCCAGAGGACCUGGUUAUGGUGCAUCUGCAGGGCCUACUUAUGACGCACAAAGGGGUGUUACUUACGACACACAGAGGCUGACUGGUUACGAUGCAUUUAGAGGAUCUGCUUAUGAUUCCAAGAGGGGGCCAAUUUUUGAUGCUCAAAGAACUAGCUAUGAUCCACAGAGAGGUUCGGGAUAUGAUAUGCAGAGAGGACCUGCUUACGAUGCAUCGAGAACAGCUGGCUAUGAUGCACAGUCAAGAGGGGUUCCUGGUCCUCAUGGACAUGCUCCACCAAUGAACAAUAUGCCUUAUGGAUCCACAACACCGCCAACUCGUAGUGGAGGUGGAUAUGAAGCUGCUCGAGGUGUAAACCCUGCUAGGAGAUGA